CACUGUCUGCAACAAAUUUUUCUCACUCAAAACUCAGUGCUCUUGUCUGCUCCUUCAAUGGCGGCUUCUCAUCUUCUUUCUCACUCACCAACUUUUCCCAAAUUCCUUAAAUACCCUUCAAACUCCACCACAAACCCAUUUGUUAGCAAGCCCAUUAUCACCUUCAAACCCAUCUCAAGAACCCUAAACCUAAGGGCGGUCCUGUCCCAAAACCCUACAAAAACCCUAGCAUCUGACCCACAAACUCAAAGUUUUCAGCACUGUUUCACCAAAUCUGAAGAUGGGUAUUUGUACUGUGAGGGCCUUAAGGUUGAGGAUGUCAUGGAGACAGUGGAGAGAAGGCCUUUCUAUCUUUACAGCAAGCCCCAAAUCACAAGAAAUGUCGAGGCUUACAGGGAUGCUUUGGAGGGUUUGAAUUCGGUUAUUGGGUAUGCAAUCAAAGCCAACAACAAUCUCAAGAUUUUGGAGCAUUUGAGAAAGUUGGGUUGUGGUGCUGUGCUGGUCAGUGGCAAUGAGCUCAGAUUGGCGCUUCGUGCCCGGUUUGAUCCCACUAGGUGUAUUUUUAAUGGAAAUGGAAAGCUCUUGGAGGAUCUGGUAUUAGCCGCCCAGGAAGGUGUUUUUGUCAAUGUUGAUAGUGAAUUUGAUUUAGAAAAUAUUGUAUCGGCUUCAAGAAUUGCUGGGAAGAAGGUUAAUGUAUUACUCCGGAUAAAUCCAGAUGUGGAUCCUCAGGUCCAUCCAUAUGUUGCCACUGGAAAUAAGAAUUCCAAAUUUGGUAUUAGAAAUGAGAAGCUGCAAUGGUUUCUGGAUUCUGUGAAGGCACAUCCAGAUGAGCUGAAGCUUGUGGGCGCCCAUUGCCAUCUCGGCUCUACCAUUACCAAGGUAGACAUUUUCAGGGAUGCUGCAGUCCUUAUGGUGGAUUACAUCGACCAAAUUCGAGCACAGGGCUUCGAAAUAAAUUAUUUAAACAUUGGAGGUGGUCUGGGGAUUGAUUAUUAUCAUGCUGGAGCUAUCCUACCUACACCCAGAGAUCUUAUCAACACUGUACGGGAACUGGUCCUUUCACGAAAUCUCAACCUCAUCAUUGAACCUGGGAGAUCUCUUAUUGCAAAUACUUGCUGCUUGGUAAAUCGUGUGACGGGGGUAAAAACUAAUGGUACAAAAAAUUUUAUUGUCAUUGAUGGCAGCAUGGCAGAACUUAUCCGUCCUAGCCUUUAUGAUGCUUAUCAACACAUAGAACUAGUUUCUCCUUCACCAUCUGAAGCUGAGAUUUCUACUUUUGAUGUGGUGGGCCCAGUCUGUGAGUCAGCAGAUUUCUUGGGAAAGGAAAGGGAACUUCCCACUCCAGCUAGGGGAGCUGGCUUGGUAGUUCAUGAUGCAGGUGCUUAUUGCAUGAGCAUGGCAUCAACUUACAACCUCAAGAUGCGCCCACCUGAGUACUGGGUCGAAGAAGAUGGAUCAGUAACCAAGAUACGGCAUGCAGAAACAUUUGAAGACCAUAUGAGAUACUUCGAGGGUCUUUAAUUUUGUUUGUAGCAGACGUGAUUAUUUUUACCGUAGCAGGGUAAGAGUCUUGAGCUUUGCUCUUAUGUUUGCAGGGUCUGCUAAUGCAUGCCCUGGAUAUUGUGUAUCUGAAAAUUGUGCCGCUGAAUAAUGUAUCAGUUCUGUUAAACAAUCCAGUACAAUCUACUUAGAGGAAUGGUAAGAUCAGGAAGCUGCUAUUUUCUCA
Messenger RNA from Cornus florida, 1726 nucleotides. Its product is annotated as diaminopimelate decarboxylase 1, chloroplastic-like. Bases 58 to 1521 code for a protein of 487 amino acids. Gene Ontology annotation, molecular function: diaminopimelate decarboxylase activity. Lineage: Eukaryota; Viridiplantae; Streptophyta; Magnoliopsida; Cornales; Cornaceae. Gene Ontology annotation, cellular component: chloroplast. The transcript is spliced from 8 exons. The record is from RefSeq and is a predicted model, not a curated record.